This is a messenger RNA of Daucus carota subsp. sativus, 1164 nucleotides long. Its product is annotated as 1-aminocyclopropane-1-carboxylate oxidase. The record is from RefSeq and is a predicted model, not a curated record. The coding region runs from base 117 to 1079 and encodes 320 amino acids. The transcript is spliced from 4 exons. Lineage: Eukaryota; Viridiplantae; Streptophyta; Magnoliopsida; Apiales; Apiaceae.
CAUUGCCUCCGAGCUCUAUAAAUAGGACCAUAAUCUUAACAUUCAGUUCAUAGAAAAACACAAGAGGCUCAACAAUUUACACGGUAGCAAAAACAAAACAGAGAAAACAAAGAAAGAUGGAGAACUUUCCAGUUAUCAGCUUAGAGAAGCUGAAUGGUGGAGAAAAAGCUCUUGUUAUGGACCAAAUCAAAGAUGCUUGUGAGAACUGGGGAUUCUUUGAGCUUGUGAACCAUGGGAUCUCAACUGAGCUUUUGGACACUGUGGAGAGGCUGACAAAGGAGCAUUACAAGAAGUGCAUGGAACAAAGGUUCAAAGAAAUGGUGGAGAGCAAGGCUCUUGAGGGAGUUGAAGCUGAAGUUACUGACAUGGAUUGGGAGAGUACCUUUUACUUGCGCCAUCUACCUCAAUCCAACAUUUCCGAAGUCCCUGAUCUCACUGAUGAUCACAGGAAAGUGAUGAAGGAAUUUGCUGGAAAGCUAGAGACACUAGCAGAGGAGCUAUUGGAUUUGUUCUGUGAGAAUCUGGGGCUGGAGAAAGGCUACCUUACCAAGGCCUUUCAUGGGAGCAAAGGCCCGAACUUUGGGACAAAGGUGAGUAACUACCCACCUUGUCCUAAACCAGACCUGAUCAAGGGGCUGAGGGCUCAUACUGAUGCUGGUGGCAUCAUCUUGCUCUUCCAAGACGACAAGGUCAGCGGUCUCCAGCUACUCAAGGAUGGCGAAUGGGUUGAUGUUCCUCCAAUGCGCCAUUCCAUUGUUAUCAACCUCGGUGAUCAGCUUGAGGUCAUCACAAAUGGCAAAUACAAGAGUGUGCUUCACCGCGUGAUAGCUCAAACGGAUGGCCACCGGAUGUCCAUUGCCUCAUUUUACAACCCUGGAAACGAUGCUGUGAUCUAUCCAGCUGAAACACUGGUGGAGAAAGAAGCAGAUGAGAAGGAAGUGUACCCGAAAUUCGUGUUCGAUGACUACAUGAAACUCUAUGCUGGGCUCAAGUUUCAGGCGAAAGAGCCAAGAUUUGAAGCCAUGAAAACCGUGGGAGCAACUGCUAAUCUGCCCCCUGCAGCUGCAACAGUUAUGUAAUCUCAAAAUGUGUUGAUGCCACAUGUAUUAGUACUCUGCGAGUCUAUUUUUAAUAUAAAUAAAGUUACACGAAAUAUAUUAGCAA